This is a messenger RNA of Lynx canadensis (Canada lynx), 1213 nucleotides long. RefSeq names its product aminoacyl tRNA synthetase complex interacting multifunctional protein 2 (gene AIMP2). The record is from RefSeq and is a predicted model, not a curated record. NCBI's taxonomy places the organism in Eukaryota, Metazoa, Chordata, Mammalia, Carnivora, Felidae. The coding region runs from base 248 to 1087 and encodes 279 amino acids. Gene Ontology annotation, cellular component: aminoacyl-tRNA synthetase multienzyme complex. The transcript has 4 exons.
AGCUCCUGGCGCUGGCACCCUCCCCAGCGCGGGCGGGUGGACCGCGGGAGCCUGGUGUCCUUUCAGUUCGGGUUUUCCAGAUUUCUGGAUCAGUGGAGCGCCUUUUCCUGAGGGCUGGCCAUUCUCGUCGUCUCUUUUCCAAAGCCUCUGCCCAAGUCUUUCGUGUUUUUUGUUUUGUUUUUUAUGGGCCGCAGAUACACUUCUUAGGUUUCCAACAGGAGACACCUUCCCUCCAUUCUGACUGAAGAUGAGUGAACAGGAAGAGUCUGACCCAUCUCUGCAAGCCCUUGAGUCCCGCCAAGAUGAUAUUUUAAAACGUCUCUAUGAAUUGAAAGCUGCGGUUGACGGCCUCUCGAAGAUGAUUCAGACACCAGACGCAGACGUGGACGUAACCAACAUAAUCCAAGCUGACGAGCCUGCUGCUUUCUCGACCAGCGCGUUGGACUUAAACUCAGUGCUCGGAAAGGAUUACGGGGCGCUGAAAGACAUCGUGAUCAACGCAAACCCUGCCUCCCCUCCCCUGUCCCUGCUCGUGCUGCACAGGCUCCUGUGUGACCACUACAGGGUCCUGUCCACCGUUCACACGCACUCUGCAGUUAAGAGUGUGCCAGAAAACCUCCUCAAGUGCUUUGGCGACCAGACCAAAAAACAGCCCCGUCACGAGUAUCAGCUGGGUUUUACUCUAAUUUGGAAGAAUGUGCCGAAGACGCAGAUGAAGUUCAGCGUCCAAACGAUGUGUCCCAUCGAAGGAGAAGGGAACAUCGCCCGGUUUCUGUUCUCUCUGUUUGGCCAGAAGCAGAAUGCUGUGAAUUUAACCCUCAUAGAUAGCUGGGUAGAUAUAGCGGUUUUUCAGCUAAAAGAGGGAAGCAGUAAAGAAAAAGCCGCUGUGUUCCGCUCCAUGAACUCCGCUCUUGGCAAGAGCCCCUGGCUGGUUGGGAAUGAACUCACUGUGGCAGAUGUGGUGCUGUGGUCCGUGCUCCAGCAGACGGGAGGCGGCAGCAUGACAGUGCCGGCCAACGUGCAGAAGUGGAUGAGGGCGUGUGAGAACCUGGCCCCCUUCAACACUGCGCUCAAGCUCCUGCAGUGAAUUUCGGUACCUGUAAAAGGCUGACUUCAUGAAUGGUGCUGUUUCCUGCCUGUUGGGGGUAAAGGACUUGUACUAAAAUCAAAGUCUGCUUAGCUCAGUUGUCUAGAAUAAAUAAAGGUAUCAUAA